Alternaria arborescens is the source of this 972-nucleotide messenger RNA. RefSeq lists its product as hypothetical. NCBI's taxonomy places the organism in Eukaryota, Fungi, Ascomycota, Dothideomycetes, Pleosporales, Pleosporaceae. The transcript has 3 exons. The record is from RefSeq and is a predicted model, not a curated record. Bases 1 to 972 code for a protein of 323 amino acids.
AUGGGGCAGCCACCACCCCCAGAUUCCACAUACCACUUUGAGAACUACGAAAAUGGCAAGCCGAAAUGGGCGCCUGGAAAGGACAACCAGAGAGACUACCGCGACUACCGCAACAGCCGCAGGGGCGAUCAUCGUCGUCCCCGAAAGGAGCGGCCUGCCGAAGACGAUGCGCCGCCGCCGCCAUACCCAAUGAACCCUCCUCCCCCACCCGGCGCUGCACACUAUCCACCACCCCCGCCGGGAGCUUCAGAAUAUCCGCCUCCCCCGCCCGGUGCAUCAGACUACCCUCCUCCUCCACCUGGAGCAUCAGACUACCCCCCUCCCCCUCCGCCAGAUCCUCGUGACCACCGAGACCGCGGCGCUCGCCCACGCCGCCAUCACAGACAGCCCUCGUACUCGUCCGACGACUCGGAAUCAGACUUCCCGCCCCCUCCGCGACGCAGCCAGCGCGACGACCGCCCCCGCGACGACCGUCCCCGUAGAUCUAGGCGCGAGGAUACCUACGACUCAUACGACGAACACUAUCCGCCCCGAAGACCCAAGGAUGACGGCCGCCGUGAACGCGAUGGUUACAAGUCUGAAGGCUACAAGUCGGACCGCCGCCGCAAGGACCGCGACCCUUACUACGAUGACCGCGACCGCCGAGACAGGCCACGUGACGACCGCAGACGCCGCGAUGGCCGCGAUGACCGCUACGACGACCGCUACGACGACAUGUUCAACACCAAGCCGCGUCGCGACUCUCGCUACGAUGACAGGGAUCGCGACAGGCGCGGUCGAUACGAUGACGACCGCUAUGAUGACCGCCGUAGAAGCGGCAGAGGAGACGUGGGCAAGCCAGGAAAGCCCGGACAGCCUGAGUGGCAGAGGCAGGCUAUGGGCAUGUUCAAGGACUACGCGCUGCCCAUCAUCAAGAAAGAGGGUGCCAAGUAUGUACAGAAACAGAUGGCCAAUGGCUUUGGACGGCGCUAG